This is a messenger RNA of Colletotrichum spaethianum, 1023 nucleotides long. RefSeq lists its product as uncharacterized. The record is from RefSeq and is a predicted model, not a curated record. The transcript has a single exon. Bases 1 to 1023 code for a protein of 340 amino acids. Lineage: Eukaryota; Fungi; Ascomycota; Sordariomycetes; Glomerellales; Glomerellaceae.
AUGUCAUGCGACGUUCGCCCCGUCAUCACAUCCACCACAACCCUCUACGUCAACCCCUACGAAACGCCCCCAUCCUGCCCAUGCACCCCAUCCUCCCACAGCCAUCGGACAUCCAUCUCCUCCUCCAGGCGCUGCCCUUCCCAUGGCUGCUGCAGCCUCGACGUCACCACCUACCGCUGCGCGCGCCAAUGUCGAAAGCUGACAAAAUACCACCGGUACGUCUGCACAUAUGACUCCGAGCCCCAGCGACUUCCUGCCCACUCACACCGACAGUCGGGCUCGCACUUCCACUCAUACCCGUACUCAAGCCCACACCCCUCCCGAGCAAACCCUACCCCCUUCGCGACACCACACCGCGCACCCUGGCGUACCCUCCGCACCUUUGACCGCAACCCAGACUUCUGCGCCGUCGAGUCCUCCGACUUCCACUUCGCCGUCUCCGAGCUCCUCGACAUCGGCCGCGUCCUCCUCCACGCCGAGUCGGAGCUCGAAAAGGCCCGGCUCCGGGUCGAGAGGGAACGCGCGCGGCACCGGAGCGCCCACGGCGCGGCGUGCGAGCGGGUCCUGCAGGAGUGGGAAUGCGGCUGGACGCGGCGCAUCGGGGACAUGGUCGUCGAGACGGACGAUCUGAAGCUGAGCAUCGAGGUUUUGGCGGAUUGCUGGGUCAAGUACGUGGGCUUGCUGAGAAAGUACGAGCUGCUGGGGCAGCGGAGGGUCGGUGGGAUCGUUGAAGAUCGGGGGCAGGGGAAGUAUCGGGGUGACGGUAGCUCCGGGGAAGUUGGACGGGACGAAGAUGCUAGGCCGUGGAGAUAUGCUCGCCGAGAGAGUUGGGAUCGGAAAUAUGACGGUCGUGAGGGGCGUCAGGGGAAGGUGCAGACUCACAAGCGUGAGUGUGGUCCUGAACAAGUACGGAGGCGAGAAAGGCGUCAGUCGGUUCGAUUCCAUGACGAGGUUAACAGGAGACGGAAAAGUCACCAUGGUUCGUCGGAUGGCAAGCGGCAGCGAAGUUGGUGGAGAUUCUAA